This is a messenger RNA of Arachis stenosperma, 939 nucleotides long. RefSeq lists its product as uncharacterized. The coding region runs from base 1 to 939 and encodes 312 amino acids. The record is from RefSeq and is a predicted model, not a curated record. NCBI's taxonomy places the organism in Eukaryota, Viridiplantae, Streptophyta, Magnoliopsida, Fabales, Fabaceae. Gene Ontology annotation, molecular function: protein dimerization activity. The transcript is spliced from 4 exons.
AUGCUUGUUGGUCCUCUAAUUAAGUUAUUGAGGCUUGUUGAUGCUGAUGAGAAACCUUCUCUAGGUAUCGUGUAUGCGGGCAUGCAAAGAGCCAAAAUUAAUAUCAAGACAAUGUUUAGAAAUAGAAAAUCUGCAUACACACCUUAUACAAGUAUCUUAAAAAUGCGGUGGGAUAAGCAUUUGAAGCGUGACCUCCAUGCAGCAACAUACUUUUUGAAUCCAGAUUACUUCUAUAGUGAGGGGUUUGUUGAGAAAGCAAAUAUCUUGAGGUCUUUGCUUGAUUUAUUUGAUAUUGAAACUCUUUGCGAUGACUUGGUCGCCGCAAUGCAAGAGAUACAGUUGUAUCGAGAUCGAAAAGGAAGUUUUGGAAGGGAAAGUGCAUUGAAAGCAAUUAAGAGACUUGAACCUGGUGAAUGGUGGAGGCUACAUGGUGGGAGUGCUCCUAACUUGCAAAAAAUGGCAAUUCGUCUUCUUCAUCAAACAUCUUCAUCAUCCGGCUGCAAGAAGAACUGGAGCCUCUUUGAACAAAUCCAUUCAAAGAGGAGGAACCGAUUAGAGCAUCAAAGGCUAAGUGACAUUGUUUAUGUCACUUAUAAUCUACGCCUUCAAUCUAGAAUGCAUCGCAAGAAGAAGAAUUAUGAUCCAAUUGACAUUCAAAGCAUUGACACAGUAGAUUUUUGGAUAAUGCCGGAUGAAGGUGAUCCUGAAUUUACUAAUGGAGACAUCGAAGGCAUUGAAAAUUUAAUUUAUAUGGAUAAUGCUAUGCCUUCAUAUCCUACAGAUGGAGGAGAUGUGGAACUUGAUGUGGAUUUCCCUAAUGUUGCUGAUUCUUCAAAUACAGCUUCUUUUGGUGGUACUUCUGAUGAUGGUGGCUUUGGAUUACCUGUUUAUGAUGGAGAUGUUGGAACACUUUUAGUAAUUUUGUUUGUGAACCUCUAA